This is a messenger RNA of Dothidotthia symphoricarpi CBS 119687, 1050 nucleotides long. RefSeq lists its product as uncharacterized. Gene Ontology annotation, molecular function: protein binding. Lineage: Eukaryota; Fungi; Ascomycota; Dothideomycetes; Pleosporales; Dothidotthiaceae. Gene Ontology annotation, biological process: protein homooligomerization. The coding region runs from base 131 to 838 and encodes 235 amino acids. The record is from RefSeq and is a predicted model, not a curated record. The transcript has 2 exons.
CCAUGACGUCCGGUGAACCUUCGGGAACCUUGUAAGCUUGGUAUAUUUAAGCGCACCUCAUCUUCGGCAGACCACCGUCACAUCCGCUUUCCCAAAGCCCACCUCAGCGAAAGACUUACAUACAACAACCAUGACGCUAAUCGACGAAACCAACAAUACCUUGGACGAGCUCACUCAGCUGUUUGACGCGCUAAACAAGAAGACCUCGACGUCCAUUCACGCUGACGUCGUAACGCUCGAUGUCGGUGGCCGCAAGUUCAAGGCCUCUCGCAACACCCUCUUUGAGUCUGGUCUCUUUAGGCGUCUGCUAUCUGAUAGCUACGCCUGGGUACCCGAAUCCGAUGGCUCGUACUAUAUCGAUGCUGACCCCGAGUUGUUCGAGCAUCUCUUACACUUCAUGCGUCGCCCGUCGGUUUUCCCGCUGUUCUACGAUAAGGUCGCCGGCUUCGAUUACAACACAUACAACCGGCUCCAGGGUGAGGCGAAGUACUUCCGUGUUGAUGCGCUUCAUGAAUGGAUUAGUGAGAAGAGAUACCUCCAGGCCGUUGUCGUAAAAACAAGCGGUCCCUUCACUCGCAGUAUUACCCAACCGAUCUCAACCGAACUACCAGCGGAUAAGAGCGACGAGUGGCAGAUCGUCUCCAAGACUAAGAAGGUGUAUCUAUGCCCACGUCUAAUCCUUGUUCACAAAGGCCACCCAGAAAUAUGUGGCGCAGCUUGCAGAUCAGCACAAGCUGGGUUUGCGGUGCAGUACGAGGACGAAUUGUCCCUGGAGAUCAUCAGUGUUCAGAAAGAAACUGUCUUCAAUGAGGAGGUGUGCAGAACGGAUAUCCACUGAUGGAUCGACGGAUUGUGACGGAGUGGAAACAGGACACACAGCAGUGUUGCACGCAAGCGAAGAUACUCUCACACUAUCAUGUUUGAGUGUCUUGCUAUGGAGUUAUCCUAUAGCCUACCGCCUCGUCUGUAGUCGUAAGCCAUAGGCAGUAAAUUCGCUCAUCUCAUCAUGUCCGCACAAUCCUCAUGUGUAUCUAAAGUAAUCAUGCCAUG